Messenger RNA from Linum trigynum, 8648 nucleotides. The record is from the annotation of a GenBank genome assembly. NCBI's taxonomy places the organism in Eukaryota, Viridiplantae, Streptophyta, Magnoliopsida, Malpighiales, Linaceae.
GUUCCGUUAGAUUUUAGCUAGGUUACACUAUUGUCAUUUAUUUUAGUAACCUAUAAGCUAAUGCAUUUUCGUACCACUAUUUACAAAUACAUUAAUUCAUUGAGGUAACUUUAGCAUGGAUUUUGGUACCACUAUUUCAAUUUUGAACUAACCAUAAACCACCUUUUGUUCUGAUGAACAUAAACAAGCAUUGAAAUAUAGAUAAAUUAUCAGUUUUUAAAAUUGAUUGGUUGUUAAAAUUUUGACUAGAAAGGUCAUUUUGUGGUGAUUAGAUCAUCUUCAUUACCUUGCAAUACACCUAAAAAAUUUUGUGAUUUUUAUUUAACAACCACAAUGAAUUAUAAUUGGUGAGUGUUUAUCUCUACGUACUUCUUCCUCUUCUUUUAAAGAAAAAAAGAAAAUACCUAAGCUUUCUUGUGGUCUCCCUACUCGAUUUGAGAUAGACGGUAGAUUCCAAAUCUAAUAAUUUUUCUCUGCGUACUCUUGCAUCACUCAACAAUCUCUCUUUUCUUGUGACGGGAGUUGUCUUCAAAUCAUUGUUUCAUGUAUUUUUCAAAUGAAAAUUUUCACUUAAGACCGAUGAUAGAUCUUGACCUGAGAGUCAUCUUUGGAGUGAUAUGGUAGAGCCUUUGUCGUUGGAUCUUGACCCUUUGUUUUUGACCCGUUGUUUCAUAUACUUUCUCGACACACCUCUCGUUUGAGAACAAUGAUUGGAAUAAGGCCAUAAGCUUUGAGAUGCCGUAGCUAUAGCCUUUCUCACUGUUCCUAUCUUCCUUUCGAUGAAAGGAAAUUCCAAGUCGCUAUUUAUGCAAUUUUAUGAUGCGCUUCACAAUAGUUGUGUGGGAAAAACAAGACGAGAAGAUAAGAAUGAGUGAAAGGACGAUGAGAAAAAGCAACAUCGAAAAAAUAUAAUAAAACUUAAAUUAUUGUUUUUAUCCCCACUUCCUACCCAUUAAACGAUAAUGACCCUCCGAUUUUCCUAAUCACGUGGGGUCGCAGUAAAAUCGCGAUUAAUUUCUUAGUUACAUACAUAUAGAUUCAAACCGGCUUUAUUCAAAUAUAUAUCGUUGCAUUCAAAUCGAACCAAAGGAAACAAUAACAAGCUCUAAAACAUAUCGUUGCAUUCAAAUCGAUUCCCCCAAGCAAGCAAACCAUUGGGAAGUUAUGAUUAUCCAACUGCAACAACCAUUGAAAAGACAAAUAUGCAACUGCCUGCAACAACUGCUUGUGAACGCCAAAGCCCACCACGUGAUUUUGAGAUGGCAGUUUGGCUGUGUAUGGAGAGAAUUCGAAAGCUCUGCUCAGCCAUAUAAUAUAGCCGACGAUUGCAGUUUGAAAGCUGCCCCCAACUAAUCACGUUGCUUUCCCUUCUCAAACUGUGUUGCUGCCUAUUCAUUAUCCACAGCCAUCGUCAUCUACACACACUACAAGAAACUGCUGAUUUAGCGACGGUUAUUUUGGCCUUUAGUGACGGUCACAACCGUCGCUAAAAGCUUUAGUGACGGCCAGCUAACCGUCACUGACCCAGCAGUCCUUAAGUUAUUUAGUGACACUUUUGGUCGGCCGUCGAGAGGAACGUCAGUAUAUGUUCGUGACAGUUUUAACCGUCGGUAUUUCAAACAGGCCCGUCAUUAAAUUGGCAGCUGUAAGAUGCGUCAGUUCGUUUUACGAUGGUCGACAACCGUCGCAAAGUGUAACCACCGUCACUAAAUACACCUCUUGUUCACAUACCUGCUGUUACAGGCCACGAAACCAAUCCUGAAGUUAUUUUUCCAAACACUAACCCAGCACCAUUAACUAAGAAACAGAAUCACAACAAUUUUAUUUCAAAAAAGCAUUGAUAGCAACAAAGUCAAUCUUGAACACAAAAUCUCGGUAACAGAAAUCCUUAACACCAAAAAUUAAUGUCAUGUAUGGAAGGGUGUAUUUCUCCAAAUCUCCAACCUUACAGAUACAUUUAGGGUGCUUGACGGCAUGAGAUAAAAAUAAACAACAACAUCCAUGAGUACCUCCUGCUAGACUCCAGUCCAUUGGGGAAAUCUGACAAAACCAUAACAAGAUAGUGAAAAGUAAUUAACUACCUUGGAAGAUCUAAUGGAAUAUGCUUCCUAACCACAAAUGAUACAAUGACUUAACUGAAAUUCACAGCCACUAGACCCAGAGCACUCGUAAGGCUAUAGGGGUAGGAAAAUUAUAAUUAGUUGACUGGAAUUCCUUGUAAAGAGGCUGGAGUCAUUCGAUCUGGGAUCAUCAUGGUGAUAUUCAUCUAGAAUCAGAUCUUUAUAUGGAAUCAUCAAUCUGGAAGCACAUAGACUCACAAAAGAUGCUAACUUCAAAUCCUAGUUCCCUUUUCAAGAUCAAAGAAGGUGAGCCUAAUCCUCCUACAUUAAAAGAAUCAGCUUAACACAUGACAGGAGAUUAGUGACAUUAAGAGCUUGGUCAUUGCAGACCAAACAACUAAUUGUAACUCUAGAACAUUCAAGGAAAUUGAUAAAGAAAAGGGUUUUUUUGCUUCCUAUAUCAGCAUAAACAAACAUAUGAUAAUUGCAAGAUAUCAUCCACUUUAUGGAACAAUGUCCGCAUAGCAGAAAGCCAAAAACCAUAAAGUUAAUGAGACCCCAUUCCAAUGUUAUGCAGUAAAAAUCAGGCUGGUAGGUUCCUGGAUCAUGAUACGAAUAGGUCAACCAGCCAACUCAAGCCUGGUUCAAAAUAGAUUUCAUAAAAUGCACCAAGAAAAGAGAUAUAAAUAAAUCCAACCAACCUUGUUCAAUGCAGCGAGACUCAGAACCUUGACUCCUUCAAGUCUAUGCGCUCUGAAAACCUAGUUGGCGGAGGAGGGUUAACAGGAUUUGCUCCCCCAGCAUUCUUAGUACUCCACUGUUUCCUCUGCAUGCAUAGAACACGUUAGACUUGAUGAGUUUUCUUUUCAAGAACAAAAAAGAAAAAGAAAGGAACACAUUGGAUAGCGAAAAGCUUUAAGAUCAUUCUACGGGAUAACAGAGCUUACGGGUUUAGCCUAGUAACUCAAACUGUCAUUCUGCCAAGAGGCAGUGAGAUAUGUCAACCAGCUGAUUCUCACUCAAAUCCCUACAAAUAAAGAACCAAAAUCAGAAGACAGCGUUCAACAUAUACAGUAGUCUCAAAAUCAUAGAGCAUUAAGAGCUUGAUGACAAUGUACUAGCACCGAACCCAUCCAAGCAUCUCAGUCGUCUACCUUAUUCAUAUUCUUCUUCUUGUUUUUGUCCAUUCUUUUGGAUAUCCCGAAAAAGCUUUUAAUGAGUUCCAAGAAACUUUCCAAACCAGGAAAAGUGGUUCAACUUUAUUUUAGUUCACAAUUUGAAAACUGGAACAGCAGAGACAAUCAAUGGCUACCUGCUCUUUCUUAGAUUGUUGCUAGUUGUGCUUCCUUCUCUAGCUUAAGUUGCUAUAAAAUCAGAAUGCAUUUGGUUUAACUCAUUAGAAGGUUUUAUUCAUGAAAUUAUAACUAAUGAGGCAUUUAGGGAGCUGAGACCAUGGUUCCAACGCCUACAGGGGAUUUGCUCCCAACCUCUGAAAACCAUUGGGAGACCAUGAGAUUUUUUUUUUUUUUUUUGCAUAGGGUUAACUAAUAGAAAUUUACUAAUUACCACAAGUAACAGCAGCAUAACUUCAACGAAGUAUUUAGAGUAGUUUGAUUGUAAGUUCAUAGAAAUUUAAGCUCCUCAAUCACUGAAAGGAUGAGACAAAUGAGCAAUAAUUGAUUAGCAAGAUACUUAUCAGAAUCUAUUCAGGGUUCCUAUGCAGGUGAUAGUGCUACUUUAAUGUUUUCAGAAUCUCGUCAGGUAUAAGGUAUGAGAUUUCUUCGAGAACUCUAGCAAGUGUUGUUCUUGUUUUAUCAAUGGUUUUAUCGGCACAAUCUCCACUGGUGUGCCCAGUGGCAGUUCUUCCUACCCCAUUUUCUAUCAAAUUCCUAACUUUGUAUAGAUUCUUCUAUAUCCCAACAACCUAAGAAUUCUACAGUAACCCCUAUGAACAUCAAACAUGGCACUACUGAAUGUGUGAUCCAACACAUAUCUAAAUUACCUUCCUGAUCAAUAGGUAAGUCCUCAAUUGGAGUUUUGUAAACUGUCGCAGUUGACAAAGCACAUUUGGGAGUAUAAUAGUGAUUAGAUGAACCAAGAAGGAAUACCCGAGAACUAAAACAACAAACAAGCACCCCACGUAUCAGCAUCAAACUAUCAGAGUCUUAAGAUUCAACUUCCGAACAAGAAAGCAACCAAACCAAUCUUGCCAGAAUAGCAUGCACAUGCUGCAUGCUACGAAAUGUGCCCAUUGAAAUGAAGAUACUAAGUAAGAAGAAGGGCAACACACUUGUAAGUAGGGUCGAUAUUUCCAAAUCCACAAGCGGCUGUGCGGCCAGAAUACCAGUAACCUGCGUGCCUGUGAGAGCCAGACCCAUAGAAUUCAAGGAAAAUUGGCCAACCCAAAGGGACAAUUGAAAAGGAAAGGGUUGAAGAAUAAACAUACGGAGCAAUGACUCCACAAACAUCAGAUGACUUUGGCAGUCCAGCAGCAUUCAGCCACCCAUCAAGUUCUUCUUUGAGCUUCCUAGCUGCGGAUGAAACAAGGAAAACAAUAUCAUAAUUCGUCAACUACUGCCCUGCGUUAAGGGAGUUGGGGUGAUAUAAAAUUACAAAUUUUACGGCUUUCCAAGAGUUUGGACAUCUACAUUUCAUUGCUCGAUCAACAGAAACGAAACCCUCCAUAAUAGCAACAUGAUAACAGUUCGAUUAAGCUUCCACAUUCAAGUUUCCCCUAAACCCCUAAAUUCAACCUUUAGCUCCGCAUAUUACAGAGUUGGACCAGAAAGCAAUUUACCUCCAAUACAUUGACAGACUGCUAGAACUCAACCUCUAGAGUUGAUAAUGAAACAUGAUAAUGCAUUACCUAUCUGUUAAUCUUUCUAUAGAUGUCAAACAGAUUAUGAACCAAAACGCAUGUAUGGGUGAAAUGAUGGCAUUACCUGCCUACAGAGUAGCUGCAUUUAUGCUGUCAUUAUCAGUCCUAAUGUUUAAGUUAGUGAAGUCCCCAUUAACAAGGCAGCUAACGUGGAAUUUCAUGAAUAUGGCCUCAAGGAAUUUGAUUACUAGAAGAUGCUAACCUGGAAUUGAAGUAUUUUGACCUAAAAUUCCUCCGAUUGUAUGUACCUGUUGAGCUUCAAGCCCUCAUUCGCGAGCACUGAACUACACAGAAAACUUUAUUCAACCACCGACUACCAAACCCUAAUUCGAGUAUUACAAUCUCAACCGCAAGAUCAUAUAGAACUACUCUCGGAAGUGGAAACUCGAAUUGAAGGAAAACGAAAGCAAAGACGCAAGAAAUUCACCGAGCGAAGACUUCUAUGUCAAAGCCAGCCAUCAAAAAAGCCAGAGGCAAGAUCUGUGAAACUCACUUUGAAGGCAGAGCGAGCUCUUCCUUGUGGAGCCGUAAAAGAGACGGUGACAGCUCUAUCACUUGCAUCCAUAUCGAUUGAAAUAGCCACCGCGGUCGCCAUCUCGCCUCCGUCUUCAUCAAUCGGUAGAGAAUCGGGUCAUCUAGGGUUUGAAGUCGGUAGGAAACAGCGAAGAGAGAGAACAGAAACGCUUCGAUCUCUCGCAUUAUCGAGAUUGGGGAUCUUUUUUUUUUUGGGUGAGAGAUUGGGGAUUUUUUAGUUGACGUCUAAGAAUUCAUUUCAAUAAUAUUAUUAUUAUACUUCUAAAAGUAAAUACACUGAUGUGGGGCAGCAAGAAUAUUACACCCUUUCAACAAAAAACAAAAGAAUAUUUACACACUUUCCCACGGUCGAUCGACGGCACGGAGCCCUCCGUCAAAUCCUUAAACUUAAUGACGGUCAUCAUGCCGGUCAUUAAAAUAAUGUCAUUAAGUCACACUUUUGUUGUAGUGACACAUCACUUUCUUGCUCAAUUUUUCUCAUAUACAUGUAAGGUAAGGUUAAUUGAGAAAACUUUGGGGAAAGUUUUGGACACUUGCCCUAAUUGAUUUGUACGGGCUAGCUACCCAGACACUCUUCCUCUAUGCCAUUGUCUUCUUAUAUAUGGAAAAAUGUAAUGUAUAACCAUGCUCCAAACAAAGAGAUGGAAGAGAGAUCAUGGAAAGGAAUGCAGUAACUGUAUCACAACAUUACAACCAAUAUGGAAAAGGUGUAGGGUUGUGGAAAAACUCAUGAUAACAGUGCUACAUAGUAGGAUAAUCCUCCGAUGAGGGUUUCGGUUAGUCGAAUUGUAUGUUAUAACGGAAUGAGAAAUCGACGAUGCAAAAAAUGUAAAGAACGUGCAUAUCUAUAUAGUUCACUAAUACGAUGUGAGCCGACAUAUACUAGUUGUACCGCGCGGAAUAAACUAGUUGUAUAUGUUUCCCGCCUUUUUUUUACAUAUUUUGUUAAAUCAGAAUAAACCGCGACAUAUACUAGUUGUACCGCGGUCGGACCAUACCACUUGCUAAACCAGCGUAAUGGUAUCAAACCGGUUUAACAACCUUACACAAUUUGCUUGCAUGAAAAAAAAUAUAAUAGACAAAUAAUUAUACACAAGGGACAAUAAGGUUAGUUGUAUUUCAUACCCCACAAAUCUGAUUUAGCAAAACCCAUCAUGAAAUCUAUCAAGCAAACAAUGGUUUGGUCCAAAUCCAUAUCUGACCAAUUCCAAUAUUCCAUCGUAAAUCCAUGAUUUUAUCAAGGUUUAAGAAGGCGCUACACGUAAGGCGGGCGUUGAGACCUUGCCUAGUGCCUAACUCACUUAGACGCGUAGCCUAAGUGUGCCAGGUGUUGAAAGAAAUCAAAUAAUAAUAAUAAAUAAUGCUUCCUAACUUGAGUUAAAAUAAUUGAUAACUUAAAGAUGAAAAAAUUUUACUGAAAAUUAGUAGAAUUGGAGCUCAAUAGCUCAGAAAGUUCUUGAGCUAUUCAAAUUAUUGAUAUGGAAAAUUGAUUUCAUAAUUGAUGUUAAUUUUCUUCUUUAAUAUUGACUGCACAUCUCCAUCAAAUUAUGCCUAGAAUAUACUUAGAUGUCGUCUCACUCCGUUGCGCAUGUUCCCAAAAUUUAACUAAACACGAUCGCCUUAGACCAGGCAUUUUGACAUUACCUAGUACCUCAGGAUAAGAUUAAAUACGUCUUUUUGAACCAUGAAUCUUAUAAAACCCAAGUUUUAAUGAAAAUCUUCAUCUCUUCAAAUGCACGAAGCAAACCGCCUUUUAUUUAUGGGGGAUCAAUUGAAUUCGUUGCUGGCGUGGUGAGGGAAUCAUUUCUCUCCACACCACCUUUGAGCAUGGUGGAAAUUUCAAUGACGGUUGUGGUUUUUGCUUGAUGUUGGAUGAAAUACUUAAUCUAUGACGUGACACCAGGAUUGUUAUGACGAUCGAUAAGCUUUUGUAUCUGUUAUUAAUUAGUACCAAUAUCCCUCAACCUCAAGGUACGUAUAUCCAUGAGCAGAUGGGAGCAAGCCCACAUUAAGGUUCCAAUGCCCUAGACUCUAGGACAUCCGUCAGUCAUAUGUCAGGUCAUUAAUUAUAUUUGUUACUGUUUAUACUUACUUACUUAGUAUGGUUAACAAAAUUCUCCAAUUUGAGCAUAUAUGAUCUGGUGUUAGGCUAUUGAUUUUCAAUCUGAACAUUUCAGGUUCGAAUCUUAACGUGACGAACGCUAUAGCGUUCUAAUUAUCAUGGCAAAUAAAGCGAGGUUGGACAAUGCCCAUAAAAUCAUAGUGGGGGAGCCAGCUUAUUUUGGUUGUGUAUUAAGUCGUAUUGAUAUUUUUUCUAUAGAAUAAUUGGAUUAAUUGCACUCAUCAAAAUGACAUUCACUUUGAUAUAUUUUGGAACAACAAUGAAAUUGUAACAUUUAUUAUCAUUCCAUACCAGCUGAUAAUUGCUUAGUGAGUAUAUAAGGUUAUACCACACGUAUAUGGAAGUGCACCAUGAUGAUAGGAAAAUACCAAAGUUUAGAAUGAUUGUAUACGUAAUAGUAUAUGUAUAUUGUUUAGAAUGAUUGUAUACGUAUAUGGAAGUGCACCAUGAUGAUAGGUUCGGCUAUUAUAUUGUUUAGAAUGAUUGUUUUCGAAAAGGUUUGGCUAUUAUAUUGUUUAAAAUAAAAGGUUUGGAUAUUAAAUUGUAUUUAUCCAAUAUACUACUAGUCAUUUAUCACUUUUCAUCGCCAUCUACCACUAGUCUACAGUCUGCCACCCUAUAACAAAUUUUGGAUAUGGUCUCAGCGUGUAUGAUUUAUGCUUUCAGAAUACGGGCAACUCAAAUAAAUUCUUUUUCCCCUCUAUGCUUAAUUUUAUCUACCAACUUAACUUGCGAUUCUGGUACUGAAAUUAUUUCUGUUUCGUAUACCCAAUUUAAUUCUCAUUAAAAAUAUAGCCGUUGAAUCAUUUACAAAUGAUUGUUUAGUGAUGCAUUUAGUACAUUAACAUGGUGAGGAACUUGAUAAAUAUGAUGAUAAUAAUAACAAUAAGAUAAUUAGAGAAGUAGUGUGCAUAUUGCCCAAGCUGCCAGGCUCAAGUGACGCGUUUGACUUCACACCCCAAGAGGGGAAAAGCGCCGGAGAAAAAGAAAGGAGGGAUCGGACGCGUUGACCCCUCAUUAGUUUAGGGAUUUCUAAUAAAUUAAACUAAAUUAG